Messenger RNA from Apodemus sylvaticus (European woodmouse), 1173 nucleotides. RefSeq names its product aldehyde dehydrogenase family 3 member B2. The transcript is spliced from 8 exons. Bases 16 to 1173 code for a protein of 385 amino acids. Lineage: Eukaryota; Metazoa; Chordata; Mammalia; Rodentia; Muridae. Gene Ontology annotation, biological process: aldehyde metabolic process. The record is from RefSeq and is a predicted model, not a curated record. Gene Ontology annotation, molecular function: aldehyde dehydrogenase (NAD+) activity. Gene Ontology annotation, cellular component: cytoplasm.
AACCUGCAGACCUGGAUGAAGGACGAGCCCGUGGCCACCAACUUGCUCACCAAGCUAAGCUCAGCCUUCAUCAGGAAAGAACCCUUUGGCCUGGUGCUCAUCAUCGCCCCCUGGAAUUACCCUUUGAACUUGACAAUCAUGCCUUUAGUGGGGGCCAUUGCUGCAGGAAACUGUGUGGUACUGAAGCCAUCAGAAAUUAGCAAGAACACAGAGAAGGUGCUGGCAGAGCUGCUACCUCAGUAUCUGGACCAGAGCUGCUUUGCUGUGGUGCUGGGUGGGCCCGAGGAGACUGGGCAGCUGCUGAAACACAAGUUCGACUACAUCUUCUUCACGGGGAGUCCUCGGGUCGGCAAGAUCGUCAUGGCUGCUGCUACGGAACACCUGACCCCCAUCACCCUGGAGCUGGGGGGUAAGAACCCCUGCUAUGUGGAUGACAACUGUGACCCCCAGACAGUGGCCAACCGUGUGGCCUGGUUCCGCUACUUCAACGCGGGCCAGACCUGUGUGGCCCCCGACUAUGUCCUGUGUAGCCAGGAGAUGCAGGAGCGGUUGGUGCCCGCCCUGCAGAAUGCCAUCACACGUUUCUAUGGAGACAACCCACAGACCUCCCCCAACCUGGGCAGAAUCAUCAACCAGAAGCAUUUCAAGUGGCUCCAGGGUCUGCUGGGCUGCGGCCGUGUGGCCAUCGGGGGCCAGAGUGACGAGGGAGAGCGCUACAUUGCCCCUACGGUGUUAGUGGAUGUGCAGGAGACAGAGCCCGUGAUGCAGGAGGAGAUCUUUGGGCCCAUCCUGCCCCUGGUGACUGUGAGGAGCCUGGAUGAGGCCAUUGAGUUCAUCAAGCGGCGGGAGAAGCCCCUGGCGCUGUAUGCCUAUUCCAACAACAGCCAGGUCGUGAACCAGAUGUUGGAACGCACUAGCAGCGGUGGCUUUGGAGGCAACGAUGGCUUCCUCUAUCUGACCCUACCAGCUCUGCCCUUCGGGGGAGUUGGCAACAGUGGGAUGGGCAGGUACCAUGGCAAGUUCUCCUUUGACACCUUCUCCCACCAGCGAGCCUGUCUGCUGCGCAGCCCUGGAAUAGAAAAGCUCAAUGACCUGCGUUACCCGCCUUAUGGUCCCUGGAACCAACAACUGAUAAGCUGGGCCAUGGGGUCCCAGAGCUGCACCCUUCUGUGA